AUGAGUUCAGAUGAGGAUAUUCCUAAAAUAAUAAAAUCAACAUCUUCAAGACAUGAGUAGAUGAUCUAAUCAUUGAUAGAUAAUGAAGGAGGUCGAUAAAAUUUAUAAGUUUUGAAUGAUCGGAAGGUGCUUUUGAUAUAUGCAUCCGGAGCUGCUGCUGCAGAGGGAGAAGUGAAUGAAUCUCAUAUGAAAGUAGUCAAAGGAAGAUUAGAACAGAGAUUGAAAAACAUUUCAUUUCUUUGUGACCUCGAAUACACUUAAUACCAUAGUCAAGAUGGAUGUCUUGCUACUCCAAUAUCUGAAUUUGGGAGAAGAAUAAUCUACAAAGUAAUGGAAUUGGAAUAAAUAACCAACUCUAGACAAACAUCUUAUGCUGAUAUCAGACAUAUAGCAGAAGUUAUUAAGGAGAAUUAUGAGAAAUAUAGUGCUUUUGUUAUUUUGAGUGGAAUUGCAACAAUCACUUAUCUUGGAACAAACCUCUCCUUCAUGUUAGAAAACUUAUAAAAAACUGUAGUGAUCACUGGAUCAUUGCUACCAUUGUCAUUUAUGAGAAAUGACGCAUUUCAAAAUAUCUUGGAUUCAUUAAUUUUAGCUGGGCAUUUCUUGAUUCCUGAGGUCUUAAUCGCCAUGGAUCACAAAGCCUAUAGAGCCAAUAGAUGCAGACAAUUAAAAUGUGAUUCCUUGGAUUGCAUAGAGAGUCCAAACUUUCCUCAUUUGGUAGAAUUCGGAAUCAAUGUUGAAAUCAAGUGGCAACUGGUCUUAAGAAGAGGAGAAUAAAUGUUCACAAGUGAUGAAAGCACCUUGGAAUUGGCACCUCCAUUUGUGACUGAUGUCAUAAUAAUAAAGAUCACUCCUUACACGAGUGUUGAGCACAUUAGACAUAUUCUGAACACUCCAAAGUUGAGAUGUUGCAUCUUAGAAUGCUAUCACUUUGGAGAAAUGCCUCAUAGUUAGGAAUUGUACAAUGUAUUGUAGCAUGCUCAAUAACAAUUGGGGAUUAUAUUGAUUCAGAUAUCUCAAUGCAUCAAGGGUUAGCCAAUUGCGAACUUCAAGAAAGUGGUCAAUGGCAUUCUAGUCUAAUAUGAUAUCACUCCGGAAAGUGCUUAGGCCAAAAUAGCCUAUUUAUUGGGCAAGGGAUACAGCAAUCAUGAAAUCUAUGAAAAGUUUCCAUAGAAUUUGUAGGGUGAGACUGAGUCAGUCAGGUAGUUUGAGAAAUUUGAAGUGCAAAAGUAGCAUUUCAUCCAAACAAUAUUGGAGACUCUGCAAAAGACUUCUGGGGAUGAAUAGAUUAGUCAGAAUAUGGACAUUAUGAAUAAAUAUAUAAUACCUAAUUUGGGAUGCUUUCUUGCUACGACUGGGCAGUUGGAAUUGAUCAAGGAUUUGAGGAGGAAUGAAGGAAAUCUCAAUAUUCCUGAUUUUGAUGGUAGAACCAUACUUCAUUUGGCAGCUGCAAACAAACAGAUUGAAAUCAUAAAAUAUUUAGUCGAAGAGGUUCAUAUUGAAAUCAAUCCGAUCGAUUAUUUAGGAUAUUCUCCCAUGUACGAAGUGUUGAUUAGUAGAGAUAAAGACUUGUUACUUUACUUUUAUUAGAAUGGAGGCACAAUCUCAGCACCUCAUCAUAUAUUAGUGGAUUUAAUCUUGUCAUCUGGUUUGAGUGGAGACUUGUAGAUGUUAGAACUUAUAUUCCAUGGGGGAAUCAAGAAUCUGAAUCAUUUUGUUAAUGUUGAUAAUAGAAAUAUAGCUCAUAUGGCAGUUAUGUCUAUGAAUUCCAAAAUCAUCAAAUUCUUGAGAUUCAAAGCUAAAUUCGACUUUAGCAACAGAGACAGAUGGGGAAACACUCCAUUGGAAAAUGCACUUGAAAUCAAAACCAGGAAAAUCAAAAUUAUACAAGUGAAUGAAGUCGCCCUUGAUGAAAUCAUUGAAAUGUUGGUUACUAUAGGAAAUGAUUGAUGUAUCCAUAUUAUAUAUAUAUAUAUUAUAAACAAAUUUG
Molecule: messenger RNA, 1990 nt
Organism: Paramecium tetraurelia
Lineage: Eukaryota; Ciliophora; Oligohymenophorea; Peniculida; Parameciidae
Exons: 3
Molecular function (GO): protein binding; asparaginase activity
Source: RefSeq, a predicted model, not a curated record